Striga asiatica is the source of this 618-nucleotide messenger RNA. The record is from the annotation of a GenBank genome assembly. NCBI's taxonomy places the organism in Eukaryota, Viridiplantae, Streptophyta, Magnoliopsida, Lamiales, Orobanchaceae.
AUGGCGGAGCAAUUGAAAGACAAGGAGAAAGAGGGCGAGCGAUGGACGGCCGAGAUUUCUAAUCUCACCGAGAUCUCAGAAAAUAUCGACUCUCUUCAGAGGCUGCUGAUCAAGAAAGCCGUUUACGUCGACGGUGAAACCUUCGCCAAAGCUUCCCUUAGCUCCGAGCAAUCCCGCACGAUCAAAUUACUUGAGCAAAGGGUGGAGACCUUAGAAAGAGAACUAGAUUCUGCCAUAUCGGCUGCUGCUCGUGCUCGUACUGAAAAACGUCAGGCUGAGGCAUCACAGAAGGCUGGUGAACUACGUGCCCUAGAAAUUUCAAGAGAAUUGGAAAACACGACAAUUUUUGACAUUCCAUAUCCAUAUACAUCUGUAUACAUCAAAAUUUUGCAUAAGUUAGAUGUAGAUAGGUUUGGGUAUCUAGACUUGGAGGAAGAUGUGCAGAACUUGGGUUACAAAAGUUGGGGUAUAUUGUAUUACAAGAUUCCAGGGGUUGAAGGACCUAGUUCAAUGAAGCUUCAUAAUGAUGAUGGGAUAAUGGAGAUGAUAACAUGUAUUAAAAAUGGUCAUAAUGUUAUUGAUGUUUAUGUGGAUGAUUGUGUGGAUGAGAAAAAUGAU